This is a messenger RNA of Clunio marinus, 11819 nucleotides long. Lineage: Eukaryota; Metazoa; Arthropoda; Insecta; Diptera; Chironomidae. The record is from the annotation of a GenBank genome assembly.
UUAAAUUUUUCGCAAUUUACGGAGAAAUCGUAAACCGUUUGCUUUUUCAAAGAAACUUUUCGUCAUUCCAUUCCUCACCGUAACAUCAAAUAGACUCGUUUCCAAACGCCGGUCGAAAAUUUUCACAGUAAGAAGAAGUUGAGAAAAAAUUUCCACCUUAAAUUUAUCAAAGUUUGCAAAGAUAAUUGGAACAUAUUAAUUGUCAAAAGAUCUCUAAUCAAAUAAAAAGAAUUCUAAAUCAAAUUCAAGCUUUUAAAAAUUGUCGGAAAGAACUUCAAUCAGAUUUUUUCACACGAAGAAAGUUAAGGAUCGUACAAGGAGAGAAAAAGAAGAGUGGAAAAUCGAUACUUUCGUCAGAAGAACGAAACGAAGUUGUUGUUGGCAUUAGUGCGAGAAAGAAUACAGUGUUGGGUAAUAAAGUGCUUUAGUGAAAACGAGUGAGUGAGAAGGAGAGAGAAAAGCUAUCCUAAAAGAUUUCCUUUCGGUUUUAUUCAACAUAUUUUACUCCUCGGGUGCGGCCAUUAGAGGCAGGAAGAACUUAAAGGCAGACUCGAAAAAAUUUAUUACAAACCGAAAUAAGUUCACUUGCAAUUUAAGUUUGCGUAACUUUUCCUUCAAAUAUUUUUUGCUGAAAAAAAUUGUUCGUUUCAUUUCUUUAUUUUUUUCUGUGAAGCAAAUUUUUUGAACUCUUCGCCUUGAAGUAAAACUUUCCAUUAAGCAUUCCGUUGUGAGAAUAUAAAAAUAAAACAUCAACGAUAUUAGAUAAAAGUUUAACAAAUAUAUUUGUCCGGGGAAAUUGUAAAGGAUAAUUCUGUUCCAUUCAAUGGAUACCGUGGUGGAUGAAAGCGCUGGGAAUGCCAAUUUGGCAUCUUCAUCAGUCGAACCUCCGACUAAUGACAACGUAGACGUUGGAGAAAAUCCAUCGUUAGGCGAACUUGGUAUCCUUUCGGAUGGACCGGCUUCGUUUAACUUGGCGGUUGGACCUCCGAGUCCCUUGACCGGAUGCUAUUUGCUUAUUGUGAUUGGUGAACCAUAUUCAAUUGAUCACAAGGACAUCAUUUUGCAAAAGCUCUUGAAGGGUCUGCUUUCGUGGAGCUCCGCAGACUGUCACGUCAAUUUAGAAGAGGAAUUGAAUGCCAUCACGAACCAAGGGUUGGAAGGAGAAGAAGGGAAAAAUGGUGAACGUCUCAUUCAAUAUGCAAGCGAGAAUUUAGUCACGGAAAUUUUGAUUCAUCCCCAAACAAACACAUUCAUACAGUGUAUGCGCAAUUUGUUGAGUAGCUUCACUCGACACCGUCACAUCAUUCACGCUGGCUACACGUUUACUGGAAAUGGUUCAUGGAUAUUGCAGGAUGGAACAUUUUCUGUAUUGGAUUUCUGCGAUGCAUUCUUAGAGAAUGAAGUACAACGCGUGUUGCGAGCUUAUCCUAACACUAUAACUAUUGAUAUUCACUGUGCCCAACUGGGCCAUUGGUCUUCAUUGCCCGAAAAGAACUUUACAAGGCUUUGCAAAAUUCGCAUAAAUCCCGAAGACGUGCUUGACUCGGGAAAUGAGAAAUUGAACGCUUUCACUGAUUAUUUAUCAUCUAUGGUACGUCCUGGAGAGUUGUUUAGUUUGCUAGAAAGCUCGGAAGUGGUAGGAAAUAUUCGCUUUAGUCAUCCAACACUUUACGUCUUCCCCGGCGGCCAAGGUGAUUCUGCAUUAUUUGGUAUCAACGGCUUCAAUAUGCUUGUUGAUGGUGGCUUUCCAAGAAAAGCAUGUUUUUGGGAUUUCGUUCGUCAUUUGGAUCGAUUGGAUGCCGUGUUGAUGACGCGCUUAAAUAACAGCAACAUUUGUGGAAUGAGUUCUGUCAUUGAAAGGAAAAGUUCAAAUCCUGUCUACCCACAAAUUGGCCAUUUCUUCGCAAACAUACCUGAACGUCGAGCAAUUUCAAGUCCUGACGGUGAUAAAGACCGUAAUCCUUUGGAAUUAAGUUUGAUGGAAGAGGGUAAUCGUUUGGUUUCAAACUUGAAAACAAUUAACUUAAAGCCCCAAACAUGCUAUCGUGAUAAUGAGCCUAUCAAUCUUUAUCACAAGGUCGGUCACGGAACUCUCGAUAUGUACAUCAUUAGCCCAUCGAAAGAGUCAAAGGAAGUCAAAGACUUCUUGAAGAAAUGGCACGCAAAUGAUCAUCAACUCUUCGCUGCAAAGGAUUCAAAGGAAUUUAACUUCCCAGCUCAAAAUCUUGUUUCAAUUUGUGCUUUGCUUGUUUGGCAGCCAGCAAAUCCUGAAGAUAACAUCACAAGAAUUUUGUUUCCAGGAAGUACUCCAAGUUUGAAAAUAUUUGAAGGUCUUGAUAAAGUUAAAGCAUUGGAAUUCUUGAAGCAUCCAAUUUGUACAGUCAAAACUGUUACACCAAGUCUGUCAACAAAUAUUUUAUCAAAAAAGUCAUUAAAAGCAGAAAAAUUGAUUGAAUCUCAAGCAAAGACGAUGAGAGAGAAGAAAAUGGAAAUCGAUAAGAAGGCUGAGAUUGAAAAGAAAGCUGAAGGAGAUGAUAAUAAUGUUCAACCAGAUAAUCGUCUGAUUGAAGAACAAACAAAUGAGUGUUCAACUGAAACUAAAACUGAAAAAACUGUCAUUAAAACUGUUACUAAAUCCAAAGCUUCUGUCAAGCAAAUCAAGUCCGAAAUUAAGCAAACUGAAGUAAAGAAGUCUGAAACAGAACAGUUUGUUACUGAAAAAAGUGAUAAGGAAGAGACUGAAAUAAUAAAAUCAUCAGAUGGGCCAGAAGAAGUUUCUGCUGAUGGUAAAGAUGAAAAGAUUAUUAAUAAGAAAGAUGAAGUAGGUGAAACAAAACCUAAAGCAAGAAUAAGUAGACCAAAAGCCGACAUGAAGUCGCAAGUCAAGUCACGUAUUGAUUCUAAGCCUCCAAAAUCAAUGGACAAAAAGACUGCAAAGAAAGAUGAAAAAGAUCAAAAAUCAUCUCCUACAACUCCUAAAAAAGUAGCAGACAGCAUUGCUAAAGUUCCAAAUGGUACUGCUGUUCCUGUUAAAGAAACAUCUUCGAAGGAAAAGGAAGCACCUGUUAAAGCAAAGGUUGCACCAAGAUUAUUAAAAGCCAGUCCUAAAAGCACACCGGCAAAAAGCACUAAAGAUGCAAACAAUCGAAAAGUUCUCGAAGCUCGUCAAAAACCACAACCAUCUGCUGUUACCAAAACUGUAACUAGAACUGAAGAAACAUCAAAGAAAGAAAUAAAAAGUGUUGCCAAACGUACUAUUCGUAAAAGUGGAAGCCCAAUGAAAGUUUCACGUAAAGAUGCAGCUGUCAAGAAAGCUUCAAAAUUGGAUAAGAAUGGAACAACCGAUUCAAGCUUAGUUUCAACACCAAGCGCUGAUGAUGUUCCGAAGAAAGUAUUGCCAGGUGUUGAAAAUGAACCAUCACCACAAAAGGAACUUAUUGAUCUUAAGGAAGAACAAGAUGCUGUUCGAGAAAUUGAGGCAGUUUUUGAGAAAGAUCAAAGUAAAAAGCAAACUCAUGGAAUCAUCAUGGAACAUCGAGAGUUGCAUGAAAGCACAACUGAAGUUGAAGAAGAAGAAGAAUAUCUUAUAAUUGAGAAGGAAGAACCUUACACAGAAGAUUCCAUUAAUGGUCCCGUCAGUCAGAAAGAAGAAGAAGAUGUUGCAAGAGUCCAAAGAGAUUCUGAUGAUUCUGAGAAGAAACUUAAAGAUGAUUCGAAAGAAAAAGAACCUGUUGGUGAAAACGAGGAAGAAAUUAUUCAGGUUGACGAUGACGAUGAGAAAAAUUCUCUUGUUGGUGAAAUUAAAAUUGAAGUUCAAGAAAUAUUGACAUCAGCAACAAAAAUCGCUAAAAGCAAAAUGGAAACUAGUCUCGAAGGUCUACAGAAAACUGAAGAAAUGUCGGCACCUAGUCCUGAUGAUAAAUUAAGCAGUAAUAAAAGAACAUCAGAAACUAAAGAAGACGAUCAAAAAGAAGGUGCUAAAGAUGACAUUGAUCCAAUUAUGAUUGAAAGUCAGCCUGAAGAAAAAUUCUCUGCCACUUCUGGUGCCACAACUGCACCUACAAUGCCUGAAGAUGAAGUCAAAGAUGGACCACCACUUGAUGAAAUUAAAGAAGAUUUGGCUGUAGAAGAGAAGUACAUCAAGGAAGAAACUAAGGAAAGUGAAGUUGUUGUAACAAAGCUUCCAGUAGUCUUGGAACCGUUAAAUAAAGAAGAAAAAGUUGGUUUUACUGCUGUCCCACAUUUAAGAGAUAUUGUCAAAACACCUGAUGAAGUGGCCGAUUUGCCAAUGCAUGAAGAAGUGGUUGAUUAUCAAGGCUACGUCGAGUAUAGUGGAAAGAGACAAAGCAGUGACAAACAAGAAGCAAUUGCAGUUGCAAAGCAAAUUGAAACAGAAGGAAAAGAAGCUUUAGAUCAGAAGAUAUCUUUAAGUGAUCCACUACAGCUUGGUGUUGCUGAAAAAAUUGUUGAGAAAGAAAUAAAAACUCAACGAACAGAAAUCGCUUCAAUAUUGAAUAAAGGAAUAAAAGAAACACAUAUCACAACUGUUCAAUCUCCUGUAACUGAUGAAAAAGUUCCAAAAUUCGAGGACGUAAGAAACGAUCAAAAGCCAUCAUCGUAUAAAAUUGAAGAAAUUAAGUUUACUCCUAUUGAAGAUGUUGGUUUGAAUGAUAUUAAGGAAGAGGACGAACACGGUGUUUCUCCUCCACCUAAACAGUUGUCAGAUGAUGUUGAAAGAUUAAGUGCAUCUCCUAAAAUUCCUCGAGCUCGAACACCAGAAGAUGUUAUGGCAAUCGUAUCGAAAGUUGCAGAAGUUCUUAAAACUGAUAAAGAUCUUGAAGAAAUUAUUUCUGGAUUUGACGAACAAGAACUUGAAAGAAGGUUAUCAGCCAAACCUUCAGAUGAAGAAGAAAUUGAAAAUGAACAAGAAGCUGCUCCAACAGUUCAACGAAUGCUUGUCACUGCUAGCAGCGAAGACGGUGGAGUAGAAACAGAAAUUUGUCCACAGGGCACUAUCAAUUUCGCAGGGGCUUCAACUCCAGAAAAGAUUUAUUCUUCAGAUGCAAUGCCACAAUCGGAAAUUAUGAAUGAAAAAACUAAAACCCCCAAAACACCACCUUCGUCUGGAAAAUCAUCUCCGGAGCUUAAAACAUCAACUUUAUCUGUGGAAGAAAAAGAAAAGAAUGAAAUUCCUGAAAAAGAAUCAAACCUACCAAAAACCACAGAAAGUUUUAUUUCCCGUUUCCAAAGGGAAGAACACGAAUUGACGGAAAUAAGACGAGAGUCUGCUAUAAGUAUGCUUAGUGAAAAAGAUUAUACAAAAGAUGAAAGUUCUAUUAUUAUUAUUGAAAAAGUAAACUCAAGAAGUCAAUCCAUAACUUCCAAUAUACUCGAUUUAGAUCAUGAUGAACAUGAUCACCAUGAACAAUUGUUGCCGACUACUGAAAGAUCAGAACGAAAGGAUUCGCAUGCGCAUAUAACUGCAGAUACAAAAGUAGACAAAAUUGAUGAUCAUCAGAUUUCUGCGCAAGCUGGUGAUCGUAAAGAAUCAAUUGCUUCAGCAACUUCUGAGAAGAAAGGUGAAGAAAGCAAAGAAGCUUCUCGACCAGCAUCUCAAGCAAGUGCUAUCAGUGAGAAGUCAGCUACAGGAAAAGCUGAUGAACAACCAUUGACACUGAAGGCUGAUGAUCGUAAAGAAUCAAUUGCUUCAAAGAAAGGUGAAGAAAGCAAAGAAGCUUCUCGACCAGCAUCUCAAGCAAGUGCUAUCAGUGAGAAGUCAGCUACAGAAAAAGCUGAUGAACAGUCACUAACUGUGAAAGCUGAUGAUCGCAAAGAAUCAAUUGCUUCAGUAACUUCUGAGAAGAAAGGUGAAGAGAGUAAGGAAACUUCUCGACCAGCAUCUCAAGCAAGUGCUGUCAGUGAGAAGUCAGCUACAGAAAAAGCUGAUGAACAACCAUUGACACUGAAAGCUGAUGAUCGUAAAGAAUCAAUUGCUUCAGUAACUUCUGAGAAGAAAGGUGAAGAAAGCAAAGAAACUUCUCGACCAGCAUCUCAAGCAAGUGCUAUCAGUGAGAAGUCAGCUACACAAAAAGCUGAUGAACAACUACUGGCGCUGAAAGCUGAUGAUCGUAAAGAAUCAAUUGCUUCAGUAACUUCUGAGAAGAAAGGUGAAGAAAGCAAAGAAGCUUCUCGACCAGCAUCUCAAGCAAGUGCUAUCAGUGAGAAGUCAGCUACAGGAAAAGCUGAUGAACAACCAUUGACACUGAAAGCUGAUGAUCGUAAGGAAUCAAUUGCUUCAGUAACUUCUGAGAAGAAAGGUGACGAAAGCAAAGAAGCUUCUCGACCAGCAUCUCAAGCAAGUGCUAUCAGUGAGAAGUCAGCUACAGAGAAAGCUGAUGAACAACCAUUGACACUGAAAGCUGAUGAUCGUAAAGAAUCAAUUGCUUCAGUAACUUCUGAGAAGAAAGGUGAAGAAAGCAAAGAAGCUUCUCGACCAGCAUCUCAAGCAAGUGCUAUCAGUGAAAAGUCAUCUACAGAAAAAGCUGAUGGACAACCAUUGGAACUGAAAGCUGAUGAUCGUAAAGAAUCAAUUAAUUCAGUAACUUCUGAGAAGAAAGGUGAAGAAAGCAAAGAAGCUUCUCGACCAGCAUCUCAAGCAAGUGCUAUCAGUGAGAAAUCAGCUACAGAAAAAGCUGAUGAACAAUCAUUGACACUGAAAGCUGAUGAUCGUAGAGAAUCAAUUGCUUCAGUAACUUCCGAAAAGAAAGGUGGAGAAAUCAGGGACGCUCUGUCUGGUGAAAGUGUUAUAUUUGAAAAAUGCUCAUCUGUGAAAAUAUCUUCAGAUUUAGCAAAUCCAUGCGAAUCUAAUGUAACACGAGAAAUCGAAGUAGAAAAAAUGAUAAAAAAAGAGUCUACGCACUAUGUGGAAGUUUCAACUUCUGAUAUGAAUAACAAGUUUGAUUCUACCACUUCAGCUGUUAUGUUUGCUCAAAGAAUUAAAGAUUCCACAAUAAAAGAUUUAGCUGAAUAUUUGGACCGUCCUGAGUCGCCUUCCAGUGUAAGUAGUGAUAAAAAUGUUUCUGACAUUCAAGAUGCAACUCCACCAAAACAUGAGUUUGAGAUUCGAAGAAAAUCUUCUGUCUCAGUAGCGUCUGAUAAAUCCUUUGUUUAUGAUGAUUUGAAUCGACCAGAAUCUCCACCGAGUAUUGGAAGUCAAGGAGUUUCAAAGUUUGUUGAAAUGAAAAGUUUUGAAAGGCCAGAUUCACCAUUAAGUGUGUCAAAUGAUGUUGUUUGCUCAUCUGAAAAGGAUACUGAAUUUGUUGACACAGAUAUAAGAAGAAAAUCUUCUAUUUCUUUGGCGUCAAAUGCUUCAGAUAGAAAAGAAAACUUUUCGAGACCUGAAACCCCGUUAAGUGCUACUGAAUGGGAUAGUCAUUUUGAAGAACCAUCAAAUCUCGAUUCAACAAAUGUAGAAGAAAGUGAAGAUCGACGUGAAUCUGUUUCAAAGGCAGAAAAACUUUUCGAAUCAAGAAAGGAAUCACAAAAAUCGUUUGACGAUAGUUUGGUAUCAAUGCAAACAAGUAAAACAUUUGAAGACUCUGAAGAAAAAAUAUUUAUUAAAGAGUCGAGAUCCAAAUCUGUGUCAUCUAUAGGUUCAACAUCAAGUCGUAUUGAAGAUUUUGGAAAAUUAUCAGCAAUCGAAGAAUUUUUGUCAUCAUCAAAAGACGAAAUAAAUUUUUCAUCUAAAUCUUCAGAAGAAACUUUAUCACAAAAGAGUGUGAAAGCUGCUGGAAUUCCAUUGCAUACAGAAGAACAUUCAGAAAUGGAAAUUAUAUCAACAUCAAGUUUCCCACUGCUUUCAGAUCAAGAAUUAAAGGUGACUUCUACAAGCUUCCCAAUUCAUGAACAUUUUACCACUGAAGAAGGAAAUUUUACGACUACUUCAACACAUGUCAUCACGACACAACAAUUUAUUAUUACUGAAACAUUACAAAGUUCAGAGAGUUUGGAGGGCAAGACAACACCUCCAACGAUUCCAUCUAGUCCGAAUCUUAUCAUUGAGAAGGUUCAAAAAGUCACAGAAACUGUAGGAAAAGUGUCUGGUAUUUCAACACCAAAAGGUUCAAUUCAUUCUGGUAAAUCAAGUCCCGAUAGUGCAGCUUCAAAGUCAAUUGCUUUUGGUCAGGGAUCAAUUGUUGAAGAGACGCCUGAUUCGUCUCCGAAACCGACAUCUCCAUUCCCAAAGACAAUUGAUGCUUUGAAAUCUGAGGAUGAUCAUAAGACAUCAUCAGGUAUUAGCACUCCUGAUAUGACAAGAACUUCAACACCAGAUACCACUGAAAAGUUUGUGGAAUCAUCAAAAACAACUUCUACUGAAAAAGAAGUCAAAACAUUCACAUCGAAAGUUCACACACAAGAUUAUACAUUCAAAUCUGAUAAAGACAUUUCGAAAGAUAUUUUGGCUUUGAAAGAAUCACCUCAAGCAGCAAUGGAUUCCUAUCAUAGCCAAUUGUCAACAUCAUUUAAAAAUGAAGAGCCAAAUGAUAAUAUUUCUGGGGAACAGCAUUUCAUUUAUGAAGGAGACGAAGACGAAAUUCCCCCUCAAUAUGAAGAAGUCAAAUCAUCGAUAUUAGUCAGCUCCACUUUACAAUCCGAUCCAAUGAGCACUUCCUUUUACGGUUCUCUGCCAGCGUCUUCAACAUCAGACAAUGCAAAAUCCGUGCCAAUUCCAAUUAAAACAUCAACAACCGUCACAAGAACGUAUGUGGAGUAUGAAUCAAGCCCUGAUGUUAGUAGUGACUUAGAAGCAGCCAAAAGAUCAAUAAAGGUUUUAGAUGAAGCUGAUUUAGAUUUUGAGAAAGUUUUCAAGACUCAAUCAAAAACUAUAACAACAGUCACAACUCAAACAGUUCAAUCAUCAAGCACACCAUCAAGCUCUGAUGUCGUGGAAAGCUCAACAACAACUGAAACAGUUGAAUCAUCUGCUGAAAAACAAGAUGAAAAACUGUGGGAAAAACCAUUAGGUUUACCAUCACCUGCACCACAACUCCCGGAAAAUGGCGCAAACACAACUCCAAAGCGAGAAAGGAAAAUCCUUGCCAAUAAAAAUAAAUUGAAUUUGCAGAAACGUUCAAAUAGUCCCAUGGCUGGGAAGAAAUUGUCACCAAUUUACAUGGAUUUAGCUUACGUUCCACAUCAUGGCAAUUUACAUUACUCACAUGUAGAAUUUUUCAAGAAAAUUCGUGCAAGAUAUUAUGUUUUCUCUGGCACUGAACCAAGCAAGGAGGUUUAUAAUGCUUUACUUGAAGCCAAACAAACAUGGGAAGAUCAAAGUCUUGAAGUCACAAUCAUUCCGACUUACGACACAGAUGUUCUUGGUUACUGGGUGUCAGAAAACGAAGAACUCUUGGCUAAAUAUCACAUCGAUUUAUCACCAUCAGCUGCGCGUUGCACCAUUAAUUUGCAGGAUCAUGAAACUUCUUGUUCUGCUUAUCGUUUGGAGUUCUAGGCGACGGGCAUUUUCGUACAAUUUCCAAUUUUCUUUAAUCCUAUUUCCAAUGAGUAAGAAAUGAUUGACUAGUCAAUAUUAUUUAAAAGUAAUUCCAAAAAUUAAAAUUAGACGAACCUUAAUUGAAAUGCUAAGUAGAAUAUCCAGGAGAAUGUUUUUCAGGUACCUUUAUCAAUUUUUAGAAUUAUGAUAACCGAGCUUAGUAGACGAACCUGUUUCUUAAAAUGAUGAAAAUAAUUUCAUAAUGUGUUAUGUUGGAAAGAAAUGUAAAAGUAUUUCAUUUCGUUUCAUAGAAUUGAUAGCAGGUAGUCGAUAAGGAGAUGAAGUGAAGAAAAUUUCUAAUGAAUUAAAAUUACUCAAAACAUUCUGCUUUAUCUAUCAAUUUUGCAUUUGUUCAUUUUUAUAUCUAUUUGGAAAAAUAAAAAAAAAUAUUGUAAUAGUUAAACUUCACUUUGACAUGCUGACUGUCACGAAGUUUGCUUAUAAUAAAUCAUCACAUUUUUGGCUAUUUAUAUGUUUGUUUGAAUAAUUAUCUAAUUCAAAAUAAAAGAGCACGAAUUUAAGAGUUUCUAGUAAAAUCAUUAUUGACCAUUUGGUAAUCUUAAACAACAAAAAAAAAAGAAGAAAAUUCAAAAUUUAUUGAAAACACAAAAAUAAAGUUUUAAAUUGGUUCCUCAAAUAUAAUUCAUUAAAUUUAUGCAAAGAAAUUAUAUCCAAUGAGAUAAAUGUUACAUGUUAUAUAUGAAUCAACAAAAUUUUAGAUGAAUUGAGAAUAUAAAAAAGAAAUUAAUAAUUGAUCAGAAUAUUUCAAAUAUCUCAUAUUUUUUAAAAUUUAAUAACCACCAGGAAGGGAAAAAAAGUGAAAAGAAAAAUCAGCUUUCCUACAUGAAAAGUAGAAAAGAACAUUACGCAAUAAACUUUAGAUAACAAUUAACUUCUGAAUGCACAAUAUGAUGUUAGAAGGGUCUUCGAAUGAGCAUUUUUAUAUUUAAAUGAGAAUGGGUAUAGAAUAUUAAAUUCUUGUGAUAGAAUUUUCAAUGAAAUUGAAUACAGACGCCCAAUAAACUGGGUCGAGGUCUCCAUAAAUUGCAGAAAAAGUUUGUCAACUAAAACUUUAAUAAUUUUGUAGCCAAAAGAAAAGUGAAGAGUUUUGUACUGUUUUUAAUAAAUUUGUACGAUGUCGAGGAAUAGAAUUUUAUUUCUGGUUUUAAUAGCUUAUUAUCAAUCAUAAAAAUAAUUUAAGUUUGUUGAUAGAUAGACAAAAAGAAAUCAUUUUUCAUUUGAUCUUUGUUGCAAUGUUUAAUAAAAUUACAAAAUAGGAAAUCAAGUGAAAACAAUAAAUAAGAUGAUGGCCUUUAGUUAGUUUAAUAGGAAUAAAUUUUUUAAGUUUUCCCUUUUCGAAAAAAUGGACGCGAUUGUCAUUAAAAUUUUUUAAAUACGUGAUGAGAUCAGGAGCUUUUAAAAGGAAAGAAAAUGAAAUGAAUUGACAAAAAAAUAAUAUUUUUCCAAUAAAUUCCUAAGAAAUCUGCUUUACAUGUAUCAACUCCCAAUGUAAAAUUUAAAUAUAAAGCUAAAACGAAGGCAUGCGAAUGGAUUUGCUACGUAGGGAUUGUGAUAGGUGCUAAAUGAUGAUAAAUCCGAACAUUAAAUAAGAGAUUUGCCUUUCAGUGGAAGUCAUUGGGAAUGCCACAAGUCAGUAAGUAAAUGACGAAAGAAAAUAAAAGACAAAAAUGCUUAAUGAUGAAUGCUUACAUGCAUUUAGUCUCAUCAAAUAACACGUUCAAAAGAAAUUGAUAAAUUAAUAAUCAAAUCAUUAGCAGUAAAUUUUUUUGAUGAAAUUAAAUAAGAAAAAUUAUUAAAGAAUUUCAGUUUCUAUUGCCAAUUUAUGAAUGUUUAGUAAUCAAACUUCUAUGUGAGGAAAUCUGCAGAUUUUCUUUGAAAUAUGAGUCUCAUGAAAGUAAAACUUAUGAUUACGGUGAGGAAAUGGAAAAUGGAAAAUUAUCUAAAUCAAAACAAAAUUCUGUGACGACAUAUUUUAAAGAUUUUCUGGAGAAUGUUUUCUUACAAAAUUAUCUAUGCAUGAAAAUUUCUCCCUUUUCUGUCUUUAAUAAAUAAAUGAACUUUCUCAAAUUUUUAGAAUUCUAACUUUCUUCUUAGCUUUGAUGUUAAAGUGAAAAAAAAACAAACUUUAAAAUAUUUAUGAAGUUAAAAUGGCUUAAAUAUUGCAUUAAAAUGUUUAUUCUCAAAUUAAAAUGUUGCUAAAUGUAAAGAAAGAAAAAGUCAAAUAAAAAGAAUAAAAUAUUAGAUAAAA